Rubroshorea leprosula is the source of this 996-nucleotide messenger RNA. The record is from the annotation of a GenBank genome assembly. NCBI's taxonomy places the organism in Eukaryota, Viridiplantae, Streptophyta, Magnoliopsida, Malvales, Dipterocarpaceae.
AGAACUGACGGCGGAAGAAGACUCUGUUAUUCUACUGCAUCUCCUCUUUCCGAAUAAAAGAUGGCUGCCGCCAUCCCUACUUCUUCCGUAGCUCUCCAUGGCAACGCUCGCCACCGUUGCAGCACUUUGACCCCAAUUUCCGGCUGCCGGCUAUACAGAAUCAAAUGCAGCGGAGAGAACUCCACUAGCAACUCCCCUACCAAACAAGAAUCUGCACCAGAGAAUGCUCUCCUCAAGAUAGCUUGGUACGGCUCCGAGCUUUUAGGAAUCGCCGCUUCCUUUCUCCGUCCACCGUCUCCGGUUGAAGCUCCCGAUAACUAUCUCAACCUCGCCACUGAUGGAUCGGGUGCUGUGAAUCGCGUAGCUGUUGUUGAAACCAUCAAACAAGACUUCGAUAGAUCAUAUUUCGUCACUGGGCAACUUACCCUUGAUGCUUAUGAAGAAAAUUGCGAAUUUGCGGAUCCAGCAGGUUCCUUCAAAGGCCUUCGACGUUUCAAAAGGAAUUGCACAAAUUUUGGAUCUCUUAUUGAUAAAUCAAAUAUGAAACUAACGAAGUGGGAGGACUUUGAGGAUAAGGGAGUGGGACAUUGGCGUUUUAGUUGCAUAAUGUCAUUCCCAUGGAGGCCCAUUCUUUCUGCUACUGGAUACACUGAGUAUUAUUUUGAUGCACAAUCUGGUAAAGUCUGCAGGCAUGUGGAGCAUUGGAAUGUCCCCAAAAUGGCAUUGCUGAAGCAAAUUUUGAGACCAACCCGAGGUUUCUGGCUAUGGAAAAAGGAUGGCUGAACUAGAACAUGCCCUUGUACUUGUAGGGUUAUUAUGUAGAGAGAAGUUUUUUUUUUUUUUUUUUUUUUUUUUUUGGAAAUUGGGUAAUUGGGAGAAAUGGGGAGUGUUGAUCCCUGGUGUGAUUAGCAGAAAGAUUAGGUGAGGCUUUGUAGAGAUUGGAACUUCCACUAAGAUUGCUACAUGGUGCAGUGCUGAUAAAGUUAAUUUAGUGCU